Malurus melanocephalus (red-backed fairy wren) is the source of this 1518-nucleotide messenger RNA. It is a transcript of the gene GC, whose product is annotated as GC vitamin D binding protein. The coding region runs from base 16 to 1518 and encodes 500 amino acids. Gene Ontology annotation, biological process: vitamin transport. The transcript has 12 exons. The record is from RefSeq and is a predicted model, not a curated record. Gene Ontology annotation, molecular function: vitamin transmembrane transporter activity; vitamin D binding. Gene Ontology annotation, cellular component: cytoplasm; blood microparticle. NCBI's taxonomy places the organism in Eukaryota, Metazoa, Chordata, Aves, Passeriformes, Maluridae.
CAUAUAAACACUGGGAUGGGAUUCCCAGCGCYGCUUCCCGGCUGGAGGAGGGGAGGCAGCUCCAACAUGAGGGUGGCUCUGGCCCUGCUGCUGCUCUUGGUCACUGCACAGGCGGCACACCGAGGUAGAGCUUAUGUCCGGGAGAAAGUCUGCCAGGAGUACAGGAUGCUGGGCAAGGAGAACUUCCGAACCCUGACCAUCAUCGCCAACAGCCGCAAAUAUUCCAACGGCACCUUCGAGGAGAUCGGCCACCUCGUCCGGGAAAUCGUCUCCCUGGCCGAGACCUGCUGUGCCGACGGGGCCGACCCCUCCUGCUACGAUGCUGGGUCCACGGCUCUGUCGGUGAAAUCGUGCAGCGCGGACUCGCCCUUCCCGGCGCACCCCGGCACGGCCGAGUGCUGUGCGCAGCAGGGGCUGGAGAGGAAGCUGUGCCUGGCUGCCCUGCGGCACCCGCCCCAGCCGCUGGCACGGUACCUGCAGCCCUCCGACACGGAGCUGUGCCWCGCCUUCCGCCAGGAUCCCAGGCAAUUUGCGGAUAGGUUCCUGUAUGAAUACUCGAGCAGCUACAGCCAGGCUCCGCUGCCCGUGCUCCUGAGCUCCACCCGCACCUUCCUCUCCAUGGUCUCCACCUGCUGCAUCUCCCCUGCCCCCAUUGCCUGCUUCCUGAAGGAGAAACUGGAGAGGAAAACCCUCUCCCUACUCACCCUGAUGUCAAACCGGAUGUGCUCCCGCUUCUCGGCGUAUGGGAAGGACAAAGUCACCUCCAGCUACCUGACCUCGCUGGCUCAGAAGGUUCCCACUGCUUCCUUCGAGGAUCUUCUCCCGCUGGCAGAAGACGCUGCCGAGGUGUCUUCCCAGUGCUGCGACUCGGUGGCCGAGGACUGUAUGCAGAAGAAGCUGCUGGAGCACACGGCCAAAGUCUGCACUGCGCUGUCGGCCCGGGACGGGCGCUUCGCCAACUGCUGCAAGGGCAAAAACCUGAUGGAAAACCUUUUCUGCAUGCUGGCCUUGCCACCAGAGCCCGCUCCUGAGCUGCCAGAGGCACCAGAGCCCACCAGCAAGGAGUUGUGCGGCAAGGAGGGGGCUCUGCACGCCAGCAGGUCCCUGUUUGAGCUGGCACGGAGGCACCCCAGCCUCCCCGACGCCGUCCUCGCCAAGCUCUACGACUYCUCCCAGAAACUCCGGGGGGAAUGCUGCUCCAGCAAGGACCCCUCUGCGUGCCUGGACAGCAAGCUCAAGCGGAUGGAAGCAGAGCUGUCUCCCCUCCUGGAAAAGGCCAGCCAGCUCUGCAGCCAGUACACCAAGCUGCCUUACCUGGAGUUCAAGAAGAGGCUGCGGGAGAGCCUGAGGCAGGCGGAGCCCGAGGUCAGCCCGGCCGCGCUGGAGCAGCUCCUGGAGCAGAGAGUGUCCUUCGCCUCCUCCUGCUGCCUCCCCGACGCUCCCCCGCUCCUCUGCKCUUCCAAGGUGAGCUCGGAGCUGGGAGAGGCGUGCAAGAGGGAGCCCUGCCUGCUGGCAUAG